Sphaeroforma arctica JP610 is the source of this 1536-nucleotide messenger RNA. RefSeq lists its product as hypothetical. The annotation marks the transcript as partial. The transcript has a single exon. The record is from RefSeq and is a predicted model, not a curated record. NCBI's taxonomy places the organism in Eukaryota, Ichthyosporea, Ichthyophonida.
GAUCUAUCUACGUCAACUGCUAUUAUUAUUACUUUGCUAGAUUUCAAUACGGUGACGUCCGAGGUACACGCAGCGAUUGAUAUACACGCGAACACUUCCAGAACGCCUAAUUAUGUGUGUUCGUGUGCGAUAUUGUGAAGCAUCAACUGUAAUUUUAACAUGAGCUCAUCUAUUCCCCCUGGCGGGGAUAAGGAUACCAAACAGAGCAGCUUAGAUUCUCACACAAAUACAUACACACAAUCACAGAAACAUGCACACACACAUGUACGCCCGCAAGAAAGCGGCGCGGGAAAAUCCUCAGCCCCAAUCAGUCUACCAACAGCAACACAAACAAGUGUUAGAAUCCGUAAAUCACACCAAUCAGGGGAGGCCUCUUCCCCAUCAGGUGCGUCAUCCGGCAGCUCACUUGCGAAUUCGGCGUACACAUUCGAUCUGUCGGGGUCUGCCGAUGGGUUUUGUAACCUAUCCACCACGACAGCCAGUGGGAAGACCCUCAACAAGACCCAAAGCAGCCCCAAAAUAUCCUCUGUGGUGCUGGGACUCGGUAUAGAAGGUAAGCGCAGGGGCAGUUUGGGGCUUGUCGAGAUCAAAUUAGGCAAGCAGGUAGCGAUCAACAACAUGAGCAACAGCACAAAUAACAGCCCAAAAGACUCUCCAAACAUAUCUCCACACGUAUCUCCCAAGCCUUCUGAUUUCUCACAUAGUGACCACUCUGCGGGUCAGGGUAUGCAGCUAACACGCGUAAACAGUGCGCAUUCAGAUAGCGAUGUGAAUUCCAGGAUCGAUCGUCAUGGCAACGAUGUGCCCGUGUUGCACAAGCAGACCAGUUUAGAAAGCGGGUCCUUUGCCCAGUCCUCACCAACGGGGUUACACCGCAGCAGGGGAGAUAGUCUUGGUAACCGGUUAGCAAAUAGCCACGCUAGGAAGAGCGCGAAGUUAAGCCGACCCGACCGAGCCCAUUCACUACACGCCACCCCCCCACCGUUUAGGACCCCGAGUUUAUCACGGGUGGAUGAUCGGGGACUUAGGCGCAUGACUAACCCAGACAACCCCCCACGACCCCCCACUCCUCGAGGGAGCAGCCGGGAUAGGCCUACGCGCAUGCUGUCACAGAAGAGUCAUACUACAACGCCCAUCUAUUCACCUGUGAGUAUGAGAGAGGCGGUCGAGCAUAUGACCGCGCUGCAGCUGAUAGACAGCUCAGAGACUAUACAAACCGAAGGCACCGCGCAGUGUGGUGGGGGCAGUGUGGUGGGGAGCGGGGGGGGGUCAAAGGAGGGGCCAAAUAGUGCCUUGCACGGGAAUAGCAACCAUACUAGGACGUUGUCUCGCUUACGCGCGAAUACGUUGCUACGGUCGCCCAGCCGAGAACAGAUGAGGGGUAUGUUGAGCACAGGCAAUAGUUCUAGUAGUCUUGGCGACGUAUCAAAACAUGAGGAGGGCCCGUCUAUGGAUGGGUUUGUCAAAGGGUCACCCGGGAAAGGUGGUAGCAUAUCAGGGGUUAAGUCAACGGAGAAUACGGUGUACCGAGCGGGU